Lycium ferocissimum is the source of this 1139-nucleotide messenger RNA. Its product is annotated as bidirectional sugar transporter SWEET17-like. Lineage: Eukaryota; Viridiplantae; Streptophyta; Magnoliopsida; Solanales; Solanaceae. Gene Ontology annotation, cellular component: membrane. The transcript has 6 exons. Gene Ontology annotation, molecular function: sugar transmembrane transporter activity. Gene Ontology annotation, biological process: carbohydrate transport. The record is from RefSeq and is a predicted model, not a curated record. The coding region runs from base 72 to 797 and encodes 241 amino acids.
UCUCUCUCUCACACACACACACAUUUCUCCUGCUGGUCCCUCUUCCUUGUUGAGCAGCCUAAACAGUCAAGAUGGAAAAUCUUCCUUUCAUCAUUGGAGUCAUUGGCAACAUCAUUUCAGUUUUCAUGUUUCUCUCGCCAGUUGAGACAUUCAGAAGAAUUGUAAAGAAUCGAUCAACUGAGGAUUUUGAUAGCCUUCCAUACAUUUGUACAUUGCUUAAUUCGUCUUUGUGGACUUACUAUGGACUUAUAAGGCCAGGCAGCUAUCUUGUCUCCACUGUCAAUGGUUUUGGAGUCAUCGUUGAGAUUAUCUACGUUGCUUUGUUCCUUCAAUUUGCUCAUUCACAAAUGAGAAAUAAGACUGCCAUCCUAGCAGGGGUUCUGAAUGUGACCAUUUUAGGAAUAACUCUAUUGUUGGCGCAGUUUCUUUUACAUGGAGAGAUGAGAAUUAACGUUAUUGGUUUCAUGGCCACAGGUUUAAACAUCAUCAUGUAUAGUUCCCCUCUUGGUGUUAUGAAAACUGUGGUAACGACUAAGAGCGUGGAGUAUAUGCCAUUUCUUCUCUCGUUUUUCCUUUUCUUAAAUGGUGGCGUAUGGGCUUUGUACGCAUUGCUUGUAGAUGAUUGGUUUCUUGGAGUACCAAAUGGCAUGGGAUGGUUUCUGGGAGCAGUGCAGCUGGUUAUAUACGCCAUUUACAGGAACUCUAAUUCAUCAAAACAAAUCGCUCAAGAUUUAGAACAAGGAGACCAAACAGAAUGCCUGCUGCCACCUUCUUCUUCCAGCUCAGCUCAAGAGUAAAAAUAUUACAGUCCAUAUGGUAAUUAUUAGUUGAAGCAAAAAGAUGGAGAACAACUACGGUGUUACAUGAUUCCUGUGCUGCUUAUAUGGUUUGGUUCUGCAUUAACGUUUUCAAGAAUUUGAAAACAUAAAAAUUUGGACGUCAUUAAUUUAAUUUUUAUCUGCUGCGAGUUUUAGUUUCACGGCCAACUGAUAGUGGUUGGUAUUUUUUUGCGAUACCAAUUUUAUUUUCUUUGAAGGUAACAUGCAUGUAUUAUUUCAUUUGGUCUUGUAUUGUAUGGAUGUUUAUUUUUCUUUUUUGAUUUAUUACAAAAAAAGAUUCACACUUGUACAUAUUUGCCC